AACGGUAGGGAAGAUGAUUUAUAAACAAAAAAUGAGCUUAGAAAAUGCGAAUUACAAUCAAGUAAACUAAAUAGUUUAGUCCUAUUGUGAUUAAUUAGAAUAAACAAUACCAGGAGCAGUGAAUGUCGUUACAAUAUUGAAAAAAUGGCAUCAGUAAACGUUCGUGAUCAAAAAAUCGAACAGCAACGUCAGUUGAUGGAACUUAAAAUGAAACAGAAAAGGCAAAAUUCAGGAAUGGUUCAAGCAAACGAUUUGAGAGUAGGGUCAGCAAAACGGCCCAUAUCAGGUAGUCGUAGCCGGGAACUACAUGGCUAUGAUGGUCCGAUGCAAUUUCUCAUGUCACCUGUAAACCCAGAUCAAGUUAUACCUCUCCAAACUAAUAGAAUAUCAACAUAUGACGAACUCGGAAAUCAAAUAGAAGUAUUAACUAUUGAUGAUGACAACAGUGGUGAAGAGGAAGAAGAGAGUGUGCCAGUGUGUAGUGUCGGACGGGAUGCAAGUACAGAUGAUAUAUGUGCUGAUGCUGCAGUAGCACCGAUGCAGGCCAGGGUACCAAGGAGAGACGAUUCUCCUAGUCAGACGGCUGAAAUCGAAGGAUCCGUUGAAGGCGCAGUGGAAACCUUCGUAACUACCCCAGCGAAGCACGGUACAUUGUACAAGUGUCGCAUAGCUAGGGACAGGAAAGGAAUGGACCGCGGUCUGUAUCCUACUUACUUCCUACAUUUGGAGAAAGAUUACGGAAAAAAAGUAUUUUUACUAGCCGCUCGCAAGCGGAAAAAGUCCGCCACAUCGAACUACCUGAUAUCGACCGACCCGACGGAGCUGACCCGCCAGGCCGACAGCUUCGCCGGCAAGCUCCGCUCCAACCUGCUCGGGACCGCCUUCACCGUGUACGACAACGGGAAAGCCUGGCGGAAACACGACCACGCGAAAACGAGAUACGAACUGGCCUCUAUUAUUUACGACACCAAUGUUCUGGGAUUCAAGGGACCGCGCAAAAUGACCGUGAUCCUACCGGGAAUGACGCCCGAUCGGCAGCGAGUGGCCAUCGUGCCGCAAGACGACAGCGAGACCCUAUUAGAACGACUGAAGAGUCAAAACUAUGACGACAUCGUGGUGCUUCACAACAAGACGCCGGUGUGGAAUGAAGAAACACAAUCAUACGUGCUCAAUUUCCACGGAAGGGUGACGCAGGCAAGUGUAAAAAACUUUCAGAUAGUUCACGAUUCGGAUCCCGAAUACGUGGUGAUGCAGUUCGGUCGUAUAUCCGAAGAUGUCUUCACUAUGGAUUUUAGGUAUCCGCUGUGCGCUCUCCAAGCCUUCGGUAUAGCUCUCAGUUCUUUUGAUAGCAAGUUGGCGUGCGAAUGAGCCUGUGUUCUAUGUUGUCUAAUUUUUAAGAAUAUGAGGGUAUCUCAAAGAUUUCUCUUAACACACAAUUGAGCACGGGAUAUAUCGUUGGAUAGUUGUGUUUUGGUACAGUACUUACGUUUUCGCAUAUUCAGUUUGUUGAUUACAUUGAUAUAAUUGACAUAAUUAGUACCAUUUAAAUUCAUAACUACUGCUCACAAUAAAAUCGUUUAGAAUGUCCCCAUAUUUUUAAUUGCAUACAGUUAAGUUAGUUCAUUAAAUUGAAAUAAUUCCAACAGGCGUCGAAUGUAGCUCGAUUUGUAAACAUGAUGUAUUCAAAUUCGCAUUUAAAAUUCAUUUAACAAGAAUAUUUGUACAAGAGACAAUUUCACCGUUUAACUAACCUCUAAAUAUUGAUUACGGGAUUAUUACAAUUUUUCCACAGUGUUAUUGUUUGACCCUUUCAUCUUAACCAUCUGUAGUUGUCUCAUUGAAAACGUUUAUAGAGUAACCAUAAACAUACAUGGGUACUUCAAAGCAAGUUUAUUAUGAUAAGGUUAUUUCUAAUAUACUAAUAUUGCUACGUUCGCCAUCUGUCGUAAUAAAAACAAUUUAAAUAUAAAAAUAAACGCACACAAUUAAUUUCGGUGCUUGUCGUGACUUAGGUUGUGUUAAUGUUUUCGCCAUUCAUCGACUUGUAAUAAUCGAUUAUCUAUUAUCUAAGUUUAUGAACUAGGAAUUGAUUUACGAUAGUAUUCUAUAAGGAAUUAUUCUCCGGUCCAAGUAUUUGGACACUUCUUACGACAUUAUUAUAACUUGAGUUCAAUUUAUUAAAUACGUAAAAUACCGUAAGUAAAUUAUGUUCAAAAGAAAAAAACGCCAUACGUUAAACCUUCGUACAAAGUACCGACUAAUAUCGACGCAUUACACUAUGUACUAGUCAUUUAAUUUAGUUUAUAGUUUAUUUUUUGGAAAAGAUGGACUAAAAUCAUGGUAGAAAUAUAUUUGUGAAGAAUUCACAGGUUUUUGUUGAAGUAAAGGCUGUUUUGAUGAGUUUUAAAUUUUACACGUAACAGGGUGAACCUUGAAUAAUCUUGUUGCCCCUGAAAUAAUGUACUAAAAUUGCCAGAACAGUAUUAUCUAUUAGUUUUUAAUGGGUUUAAAUCAGGGUUCCCAAACUUAUUUUGUCUACUGCCCUCUUUGAGAAUAAAUUAUUUUUAGCGCCCCCAUUUUUUCACCUACUAAAAACCACUAUAGCAAGAGCUCAGUCGGUGUAUAAAAGUCCUUCUAGAUGAAAUAACAAGUCGCCUCCCAAGCCUCCACACAGGGCCCCCAUUUUUUUCUGGGUAUCUUACCACCCCCUUUAAGACUGCAGCGCCUACAAGGGGGCGUUAUCGUCCACUUUGAGACAGGCUGGUUUAAAUAAAUGUAUACAAGUGAAGUGACUAUGGGGGCAGCACGUUCCUCGUAGAUGGCCGCUGGGGCCAUAAAGUUCUCGAGUGGGACCGCGCAUUGGUGGGUGUAUCGUUUUUAGCCCUCUCGCAAGGUCCAACCAUUUGUGGUCGCCGGAAUUCGCUGAACUUGGGACGCGGGCAUUAUGGCGAACCUUGGGGUCCGGUGUCCAAUAGUGGAUGCCUAAAGCUGAUGAAUGGAUUCGUACUUACAUACUUUCUAAGUUACAAUAAUCUCAGACAUAGAUUUAUUUAAUCGAUCGAUCCUUUUAACCUGUCAAUCUCCAGGCCCUUUGCAUAUUAUCAAUGCGCAAAUAAUAAAAAGGGAAUCAAUGUCUUGCUACAUACAUUAGACACAUAUAGCAAUUAGAGCAUCUAUCUUUGGACGUUUUAACGAACUUCACAUUAAGUCAAGAUGCAACAAACAACAAACCAAAGGAACCUUUUGUUUACGUGCCGCUGGAGUCUUUUCAAUAACACAUCUCUCUCUCUCUCUAUCCAUUUAUUCACAUGUAGAAAGAUAUUUUGUUAAGAUUAUUUCAAGUUUUGUAACCGAUCGAUAAAUCGUUAAAAAUGACAAUAUUCAUUUUCUCGUAACUAUCUAACCUAAUCCUCAUACCCGCGACGUUUGCCCAAGUGGCUAUUAAUCCAGAACAUACGACGAACAUACGAACAUAUUUACGAAUUAAUUUUAGUGUCAUUCAAAUGUAUAACGAGAUCGUAGAUAAAACCUAUCGGGGCAUUGAAACCAUUAAAUCCGAAAAAAGGCAGAUCAAGGCGACCUACAGAGUUUGAAUUCAUUUGAUUCAAUCGCCUCAACAAUGGGUCACAACGUCUUUGAUUACAAAAAAAUAUCACUACUAAAGUCUGCCACAAGUAUUUAUAUUGUCGACACUCUUCAGUUAUGAUGGAUAUUAAACAAGAGGCUGUUGGGCUGUGCGUUCUGUGACACGUAGAUGCUGUCCACGAUCUCAGGAAUUAAAUGUAUCCUAAUAAGCACAAAGCUUUACGUUUAUUUAAUCAUAAACUCAAAGUCAACGGCGUCAACGCCAUUUUGUGUUACCGCUUCAAAAUGGCGGGUAAAAUCUACAAUCUAUCUUUUCUUAAGUUAAUCGAUGUGAGUGCGUCAACGAGCUUUUAGUGUUUUGUGAAUUGUGAAUAAAAUAAUGUAUGUGUAAUUUAGGAUUAAGAUACGCAAGUCAAAUCACAAAAGUAAUGUGUGUAUAUCUGAUUUCGCUUCGUCGAAUUUGUAACUCUUAACGAAUGUUAGCCUUUCAUAAUUUAUUUCUAAACAUAUCUUAGAUUUGUAUUGAUAAAAUAUAACAUACCGGUCUAGGUUUCUGAUACUAAAAUAACUUUUUAGGGUGAUAAAAUAUAAUAAACUAUAUUUACUUUUGUAAUAUGUAUGUAAAAUGAAGAUGUGCGUCUUGUCUUUUUACCGCUUGGAUGAUUCUCACUGAAGCUGUGGAGGGAGGUUUAAAAUCCUUUGCUGUGAUUUGAUGUAGAGCUUUUGUAUGGGCGCACGCUAGCUCUGUUUCCGGAUUCAAUAUGCCCUUAAACAUUAAAAGAGAAAGAACGAUCCGUAAAGUUUCAAGCAGUGUGCUUAGUGCGAGUUUUUUAAUGUUUUCGAUAGCGUAAAAGCUAACUCAAAUUUCUAUGUACUUAGAACGUUUGCCUACGUUUGUCGCUAGGCCCUCGCUAGGGGUGCUGAUAAGCUGGGUACUCACCUAGCCGUGUAGCACGUAACGUAACAGAUACAGUAUCCAGUGAGUACGUGGGCACGAGCCCGCUGCGAGCCGCUCGCGGAAGGAGCGCAGCAAGUUCGCAGUGACCCGCUGAGUGGCGGUAUCACUGCGAACACAAAGGCGGCUCGCAGUGUGCUCGUGGCAACUCGUAGCUAGAUAUGCUGUAGACCGUGGACCAGCCGUACCCACUUGCAGGUUGAUACAGUAUCUGUUACGUUACGUGCUACACAGCUAGGUGAGUACCCAGCUUUACAACUGCAUACAAAUUAUAUUUAAGUUAACUUUUACGCUAUCGAGAACGUUAAAAAACUCUCAUUAAGCACACAGACUGCACUAAGCUGACUGCAAGCCGCAUCCACAAGACACGACGUAUAUCUUGUUUGUGAUUAUUGUUUUAUUUCCAUGACGCAUGUGAAUGACUGAAAAUCCUUUUAUGCACUUAGAUAAUCCUAUAUGUUCACAACCCAUUGAUUCACUUCAAUUUAUUGUACUGUAAAUAUAACCUCACCAUAUUAUAAAUUAAUUAUGGAUUUUAGUGUAUUGUGCCUUUUAAAAUAGGUUAAAAUUAAAUGUUUGUGCCUUUUAUUUUCAUGUCUACUAUGUAUUUUGUACCUGAAGCUUUUAAUAGAUAAAACAACCUUUAGAAAAAUUGCUUUUUACACCUCGAUAAGUACUGUGUUUAGGUAAUUUUAAGAAAAUGUUAGGUAAUACAAACAUGUGUUAGAAUUUAUUACCUAUGUAGGAUGUUAUCGGUGUAUAGAGUAGUGUUUGUGAGUUAUCAAAAUAUGUCCAUUAAAAUAUUUAAAACAUCUAAAUAAUAUCUUUGCAAAUUGUCAAAUUUUAUGUUUUGAUUGCUCUAUUUUUAAUUAUUACAUUUACCUGAGUGUAGAAUGAUCCAAUAAUAAAUAUAAUUCAUUUCAAACUUACAAUAAUGCAUCACUUAUUGAUUAAACACAUUAAAUUAUAUUCUAGAAAUACAUUUUGAGAAUGAUCGAAAUGGGAUUUGCAGUAUUAUUAGAUUAAAAAUAUCAAUCGGCAAUUUCGUAUUAGCAAGUAUAUGGUGUUAUUUUUAGAUCAAUCACAUAGAGAUAUGUAAUUUAUGCAUUCCAUAUUUAUUUAAUUUGUGAUACAAAAUCAUGUAUUUUGAA
Molecule: messenger RNA, 5691 nt
Organism: Bombyx mandarina (wild silkworm)
Lineage: Eukaryota; Metazoa; Arthropoda; Insecta; Lepidoptera; Bombycidae
Gene: ktub
Product: Tub domain-containing protein ktub
Biological process (GO): protein localization to cilium
Cellular component (GO): cilium
Source: RefSeq, a predicted model, not a curated record